AUGCAGGAACUUGAUAUAAAAGGAAGCCAACACAGGUCAGACUGUUAUCCUGUUGUGACGACUACCACCACUGAGACACUUUUGGAAACUGCUGCAUUCCACAGCUAUGACUGUCUUGGUGCUUGCCCUAUUGUUCAUGUCACUUACUACAGCAGGAUCUGUGCCUUCAGAUCAAAUAUUCCAGUAUAUUGAAGAACAUCAAAAUGAAUAUGUGCAGAGACUCAAAGACUGGAUAGCCAUAGAAAGUGACUCCAAUGACCCUGAAAAGAGACAUCUGGUUACAAACAUGAUGCUCUUGGCAGAAGAGAGGAUAAGAACAUUAGGAGGAACAGUUGAGAUGGUUGAUCUGGGCAUGCAAGAGCUACCCAAUGGCAACAAAAUCUCUUUGCCACCAGUUAUUCUGGCAAACAUUGUAAAAGAUCCCAAAAAGCCUACUGUUUGUUUUUAUGGACAUCUGGAUGUGCAGCCAGCAGAAAUUGAAGAUGGAUGGUCAACAGAGCCUUACAUAUUGACAGAGAAAAAUGGUAAUCUUUAUGGACGAGGUGCCUCUGAUGACAAAGGACAAGUUCUGGCUGUCCUGAAUGCAAUUGAAGCACUUCAAAAACAUGAACUUCCUGUUAAUGUCAAGAUUCUGCUUGAAGGUAUGGAAGAGGUAGAGUCCACUGGGCUAAAAGAACUAGUUGAAGAAAGAAAUAGUACAUUUUUUUCUGACGUUGAUCACAUUGUGGUCACUGACACUGCAUGGAUCAGCAGCAAACCCGGUAUCACAUAUGGAACAAGAGGAAACUGCUACUUCCUUGUGGAGGUGGAAUGUGCUAAACAAGACUUACACUCAGGGAGCUUUGGAGGAUUAUUACAUGAAGCAAUGAAUGAUUUAAUAUUUCUGUUAUCCACUCUUGCAGAUUCUUCUGGUCAUAUCUUGAUCCCUGGAAUUUAUGAAGCAGUAGCUCCUCUAACUGAAAAAGAAAAGAAACUCUAUGAAGGAACUGAAUAUGACCUGGAUGUUAUUAAAGCCAAAUAUGGAAUAAAACAGUUUAUUAACAAAACUAAGGAAGAAUUAUUAAUGCAAAGAUCACGCUAUCCAUCUCUUUCCAUACAUGGAAUCCAAGGAGCUUUUUCUGCACCUGGAACGAAGACUGUUAUUCCUGCAAAAGUAAUUGGAAAGUUUUCAAUACGGCUGGUGCCAAACAUGGAGCUGUCUGUAGUAAAAAAACAGGUGACUGACUAUUUGAACAAGAGAUUUACUGAACGGAACAGUCCUAACAGCUUUAAAGUAACCUAUAGAAAGGGAUCAAAGUCCUGGCUAGCUGACCCAAAUGAACCUCAAUAUUUGGCUGCAAGGAAAGCAAUUAAAAGAGUGUUUGGAAAAGAGGCUGACAUGAUCCGUUCAGGUGGGACAAUUCCAAUUGCCACAGAUUUUCAGGAGCUGACUGGAAAAAGUAUAAUGUUAUUAGGAAUAGGAGGACCUGAUGAUGCUCCACAUGGGCAAGAUGAAAAGAUCAGCAGGUACAUUUACAUUGAGGGAACAAAACUAUAUGCAGCUUUUCUUCAAGAACUUUCUACUGUAUAAAGAAAAAAAGAAUAUGACUUAGUAAAUCUUUAUAACUAUCCAUA
Molecule: messenger RNA, 1614 nt
Organism: Pelodiscus sinensis (Chinese soft-shelled turtle)
Lineage: Eukaryota; Metazoa; Chordata; Testudines; Trionychidae
Product: beta-Ala-His dipeptidase-like
Biological process (GO): proteolysis
Cellular component (GO): cytosol
Molecular function (GO): dipeptidase activity
Source: RefSeq, a predicted model, not a curated record